CGGGCAUAGGUCGUCACAUGGUCGUCAAAACCUCGGGACGCUGUUGAAUUUGAUCUGUUCGUGUCACGUUCAUUUUUUGAAAACUUAGGUGAGCGUAGGUGACACCGUAUACAGGUCACAUUCUUGGGACGGGAUACAGUGUUAUACAUAUUAUAAAUGUGAAUUUCCUGCUCAGCACGCGAAGCACAGAUCAUCGUGAUCGAUACGGAAUUCUGGACAAACAAAUCGGCGCAAACCCAGAAUCCCCAUCCAUUUCGCCAAGAUCUAUUUUUACCGUAUACAGUAAGGGAUCGAAGAAGCAUUUUCAUUCGCGUAUGCAUAUUUUCUUUUCUUGUAUCCUCUUUCACUCUUCGCUCUACUCAUCUUUUCAUUUUCUUUUUUCGUUUGUAUGCAAUCCCCAUUUCUCUUUUCUCACGAAAGCCGAGACCUGUCAGAAAGUUACUCCAUUCAUCACCAGAAUGUUGCAAAUGUUUUUCAUCUCGCUCCAUUUGCGUUUUCCUCAGCCGUGCUUGGAGUGGCGGCGGUGCAGAGUUCUUUCCAACGCCACGUCGGCAAUACCGUCGGACACGAGGGAGCCUGGUCGGGCACUUUCUGUCCCGCUCGCUACAAAGUGAAGUCCAGGCAGGAGUGGAGCACUUACAGCCUGCUGCGCGGCGCCAUAGACGGUUUUCUCCUGGCCAAAUACACGAGAAAAACGGCGAUGCAGAACGUGUCCCUGAGCGAACUGAUGCGUCUGUACUACGGCAGCUCGGGCGUCCCCCAGUCCAUCUCCGGAAUACCCAACCUGUCUGUGUGCAGCCGGAGGGAACUGCUGUACCCUCACCUCCGCGACGGUCACCUCGAAGGCAACGUGAGCCAGUUCGCGCAGGCGUACUCGCUGCUUCGCUACGGGCAGAGCUCCGCAAGGCUGGGCCUCUUCGUCGCCAUGACCGCAGAAGAGUUCCUUCAGAGGCUGCGAAGAGACCUACUCAGUAAGCGGACCUGGCAUACAGAAACUUGCACGUAUUGA
Ixodes scapularis (black-legged tick) is the source of this 1009-nucleotide messenger RNA. RefSeq lists its product as uncharacterized. The record is from RefSeq and is a predicted model, not a curated record. Bases 389 to 1009 code for a protein of 206 amino acids. The transcript has 2 exons. NCBI's taxonomy places the organism in Eukaryota, Metazoa, Arthropoda, Arachnida, Ixodida, Ixodidae.